Neltuma alba is the source of this 7250-nucleotide messenger RNA. Its product is annotated as lysine-specific histone demethylase 1 homolog 3. The transcript is spliced from 8 exons. NCBI's taxonomy places the organism in Eukaryota, Viridiplantae, Streptophyta, Magnoliopsida, Fabales, Fabaceae. The record is from RefSeq and is a predicted model, not a curated record. Gene Ontology annotation, molecular function: protein binding; oxidoreductase activity. The coding region runs from base 585 to 6554 and encodes 1989 amino acids.
UCAAUUUUAUCGUUAUUUUCUGCACUCCACUCUCUCCCUGUAGCGGCGCAGGUUAUAGUGCGGGUAUUCCCCUCCCUUGCUGUAACGAGACGCUAACGUGCGCACCCUACUGUGUAAACGAUUUCAUUAGCGCCCCCGUCGCCGGGCACAAGUUGGGUAUUGCCGGUUUCUUUCCCCGUGUCGCGCUCGCUCACUAUCUCUUUAAAGGGCUCAGUCACUCUCGGAUAUCAAUAGUAUGCAAUUUUUUCCUCCCGCUUUCUCCAGGAUUUCGUUUUCAAGGUAAAGGCGUCUAUUUGACUAUUAACUUGGUCGCAGACUCACCGAUUCAAGGAAUCUUCAUCAAUAAUUGUGUAUUUGUUUAUGUGUCUGUGAAGGAUUGUCUUCAAAUUCUCACAAUAUUUAUAUUUAUACGUAUGGUUGAUUUAUGAUUCAUACUGAAACUCGGGCUUUAACUUCCCGACGAUGGAAAAGUGGAAAGCAAUGAUUCUUAUUCUAAAUUGGUGCAUCUUGAUUUGGGCGCUGAAGCUGGGCUGAAGGAAUCAUUAUAAUUGACGAUUUUGUUGGAAGCCUAGGGUUAGACGAAAAUGGAUGGCGAAGUGAAGAGGUCUGGGACCAAGAAAAGGUCGAAACAGGUGGAAAUUGGUGUUGACUCGGAUGAUAACGAACCCAUUGGGUCUCUAUUUAAGCUGAGGAGGCCACGAAACUCUAAGAACGUUAACUCGACUUUAGAGGGCACUGCUGAUAGAUUUCAGAAUGCUGAGGCUACUGGGAAGAAAUUGGUUGAUGCAGAAGAGGAUUCUGGGGGUAUGGAUGAUACCUUAGCCAGUUUCCGGAAAAGAUUGAAGGGUCCAAAGAGAGAUCAGGGAUCUGGAACCACCAGAGGAAGAAAUUCUGCUUUGAAUGUGGUUGCUAGUAGUUCUUUGGAUGCUCCAUCUCCAGUUAGGGGUCCGGAAAACGUGAAUGAAGGGCUGGUUUUGGGUAAUAAUGGAUCUGAUACUAUGGCUGAAAAAGCAGCAGACAGCAAUCAAGGAAACUUUGAGCUACUUCACUUGGAUCUGAAGGGAAGUGAGGGUCACACUACAUCAAAUGAUGAUUUGAUUGCUUGGGAAUCCAGGAGUACAUUGAAGGAUGAGAAAGGGUUGGUUUCAUUGCCUGGGAAUGGUUUACAACGCUCUUCUGAAGAACAGAAGGAAGACUCAUUGUCUUCUAUUUUCCAAAAUGCAGAGUCUAAUUUGAGUAGGAAAUCUCGAGCAUCAUUAAGUUCAAAGCAGAAAUCUGGGAGUCAGAUUGCAAGCGAUGGGUUGAACCCUGUUAUUUUUAAAAGUAUUUCAGAAACUGUAGAGUCUACGGCUGAUUGUGGAUCUAAAUCUGUUUCUGCCUUAAACUCUGGGAGUAAAAUUUUGAAAUCUGCCAAUGAUUUGCCUCAAGGAUCACAUUCACAUUCGUCUGCUUCAGCAUCUGUAGUGGAUAAUAAAAAGUUUGGUCGUGGCUGUCUUCCAGAGGAAAUUUCCAAGGACAUUUUUCAUUCAAACACUCAGAACGGACUGGCAGUUGGAGAUAGCCAGCAAAAAGUUCAACUUGGUGAUGUUUUGGAGUCUGUGACUGAUGUCUGCGUUGAAGACAGCCAGCAACCAUCUUUUGUUCCACUUGGAGAUGCUUGCUCUCCCUCCCACCAAAAGGUUACAUUUCAAGAAAGAAUUGUUAGUAAUGGUUUGGAGCAGUGUCCUGUUAGGUUACAUGGUCGUGAAGAAAUGGUUAACACUGCCUCACUCUCAGAAGUGGGGGAAGGGCCAUGUGGCGUAAGUGAGACUGAGUUCAAGAAAAGGUCAACAGAUAAACUGGCAGUAAUGUGUAAUGAUAGAGGAGAAAAUGACGAACUUGCUUCUAUGGAGAAAGAAAUUGCCUCAUCUCCUCUAGUCUCCAAGUCCUUGAAUAGAUUACAUGAAAAUUUACUGAAUGAGAAUGAUCCGCUGGUUUCUGAAAAAGUUUCGGAGGGAUCCUCUGGAUUCCAUGCCAAGGUAGAUGGUGGUAGUCUGGAUACAAAAGAUGAACUGCAAGAUCUUGUUUGGGGUUUUCCAGCAGGACAAAAUGCUGUUAUUUCUGUUGGUAAUUUACCUCCAAUGAUGUCUAACGAAGCUGAGGAGAAUAAAUUGGCUGUCCAGUCUAAUUGCUCCAUUAAACAUUUAGAACCUUUUGUCAUUCCAACUGAUUCUGCUGUGUCCAUUCAGAAAUGCAGCUCAGCAUUACAUCAGAUUCAAUCUUCUAAUGAUACAUCUGAAGAGGGAUCUCUUCCAAAUGAUGGUCAUCUUUAUGCCAAGAAAGGAGCUGAUGGAACCCCAUCAUUUGCAGAAUAUGCGGUCUCUGGAUCCGAGUUUUCUGACAAACAUGAUAAGAUAUCAGCAGUUCAGCGUGCCAUUCGUAAGGCCAAGAAGCGCAGACAUGGAGAUAUGGCUUAUGAGGGGGAUGCAGAUUGGGAGAUUUUAACAAAUGAUCAAUCUUUUCUUGAAAGCCAAGGAGUUGUAGGUGAUGAACGCACCCUUAGACCAAGACUGAAGAAUGGUUCCUCUUUGAAUGCUGAUGAAGAGUCAGAGAGUGUUACAGCAGCAGUAUCAGCUGGUCUGAAAGCUCAUGCAGUUGGUCCAGUUGAAAAGAUAAGAUUUAAGGAGAUCUUGAAGCGGAAAGGUGGUCUCCAGGACUAUUUGUAUUGUAGAAAUCAGAUCUUAAGUACUUGGAGCAGAGAUGUCACUCGCAUUUUGCCUCUUUCUGACUGUGGAGUCAGUGAUACUCCAUCUGAGGAUGAAUCUCCGCAUUCUUCUCUUAUUAGGGAAGUCUAUGCAUUUCUUGAUCAAUGUGGUUAUAUAAAUGUUGGGAUUGCCUCUCACAAGAAUGCUGGAGCCAGUGCCGGGAAUAGUUAUAAACUUGAAAAAGAAAAGGGAUUUGAGGACAGUUCCACAGCUUCCAUGGCUGACUCUGAAGAUGGAGUUACCUUCAUUGUAGGUCACGCUAAUAGGUCAGAUGCUUCCAUGAAAAUUGAUGGGCUUAAAGUUGACUAUGUAAACUCAGCACCUGAAACUAUAGAAGGCAGUAGGUAUGGUGGUCCAGUGGUGUCAGAUGUAUCAAAUAUGCUGCAUCAUGGAGAAAGAAAAAUUGAUGAUUACCAGGAAAAUGACGGUAUUCAGGCAAGUGGAGUUGGGCUCAUAAACAUUAACAGUUCUGGUCCUUCUUCCAACAAUUCUGAUUGCAGAAUGACUUCUAUUGCAGCCACUGAGAAAAGCAAUGAAUCUACCUCUGUUAAAUAUAGCUUAGAUGAUCAGAUACCUGAUCCAUUGCAGUCUGUGAAAAAGGUAAUUGUCAUUGGAGCUGGUCCUGCUGGAUUAACUGCUGCUCGCCACUUGCAACGUCAGGGUUUUUCUGUAACUGUUCUUGAGGCUAGGAAUAGAAUAGGAGGUCGUGUAUUUACUGACCGUUCAUCUCUUUCUGUUCCUGUGGAUCUUGGUGCUAGCAUUAUCACUGGAGUUGAAGCUGAUGUGGCCACUGAGAGAAGACCAGAUCCUUCAUCUUUGAUUUGCGCUCAGUUGGGCCUUGAAUUGACCGUGCUAAAAAGUGACUGCCCUCUUUAUGACAUAGUAACAGGACAGAAGGUUCCUGCAGAGCUGGAUGAAACACUUGAAGCUGAGUAUAAUAGUCUUCUGGAUGACAUGGUAUUGCUUGUUGCCCAGAAGGGUGAACAAGCUAUGAAAAUGUCUUUAGAAGAUGGUUUAGAAUAUGCUCUUACAAGGCGUCGAAUGACACGCUUCAGUAGAAGUAAUGAAGAAGUUGAACAAAAAUUUUUUUCUGGAGCGUCAUUCAAUGCCAAAAGAGGUGAUGCUGAGGAAAGCAUUAGCCAGGAGGAAAUUUUAAGUCCUCUAGAGCGGAGGGUUAUGGAUUGGCACUUUGCUCAUUUAGAGUAUGGUUGUGCAGCUCUUCUUAAGGAGGUUUCGCUCCCCUACUGGAAUCAAGAUGAUGUUUAUGGUGGAUUUGGGGGAGCUCAUUGUAUGAUUAAGGGGGGUUAUAGCGCUAUUGUUGAGUCUCUAGGAGAAGGUCUUGUUAUUCACACGGACCAUGUUGUAACAAAUGUGUCAUAUGGUAAGGAGCCUGGCCACAGUGACAUAGUCAGAGUUUCUACAUCAAAUGGCGGGGAGUUUGCUGGUGAUGCUGUCCUUAUCACUGUUCCACUUGGCUGUCUGAAGGCUGAAACUAUAAAAUUCUCCCCACCUUUGCCUCAGUGGAAAUGCUCUUCCAUCCAGCGUCUUGGUUUUGGAGUUCUCAAUAAAGUGAUUUUGGAAUUUCCUAGCGUGUUUUGGGAUGAUGCAGUGGACUACUUUGGAGCAACAGCAGAAGAAACAGACAGAAGAGGUCACUGCUUUAUGUUCUGGAAUGUCAGGAAAACGGUUGGGGCUCCUGUUCUUAUAGCAUUGGUUGUUGGUAGGGCUGCAAUAGAUGGUCAAUGUUUGAGCUCUACUGAUCAUGUCGACCAUGCAAUGAUGGUUCUCCGUAAGCUUUUCAGGGAGGAUUCAGUACCUGAUCCUGUUGCAUAUGUUGUGACUGAUUGGGGUAGGGAUCCUUUUAGCUAUGGUGCUUACUCGUAUGUUUCUGUUGGAGCAUCUGGAGAAGACUAUGAUAUAUUAGGGAGGCCAGUUGACAACUGCUUGUUCUUUGCUGGUGAAGCAACCUGCAAAGAGCAUCCUGAUACAGUUGGCGGUGCGAUGAUGAGUGGACUUCGGGAGGCUGUGCGUAUAAUUGACCUAUUGAAUACUGGUAAUGAUUAUACGGCUGAAGUGGAGGCAAUGGAGGCAGCACUGAGACAGUCGGAUACUGAAAGGGAUGAAGUUAGGGAUAUAAUAAAGAGACUAGAUGCAGUUGAGCUUUCUAAUGCCCUGUACAAGAGCUCUUUAGACGGUGCUCAAAUCAUUACUCGUGAAAGUUUACUAAGAGACAUGUUCUUCAAUGUGAAAACCAGCGCUGGUCGCUUGCAUGUGGCUAAACAAUUGUUGGGUCUUCCUGUUGAUAACUUGAAAUCUUUUGCUGGGAGUAAAGAAGGGCUCACUAUUCUUAACUCAUGGAUACUGGAUUCCAUGGGGAAGGAUGGGACCCAACUCUUGCGGCACUGUGUGCGUCUCCUUGUGCGGGUUUCAACUGAUCUGCUUGCUGUGCGCUUAUCAGGUAUUGGGAAAACAGUGAAGGAAAAAGUUUGUGUACAUACUAGCCGUGACAUACGUGCUAUAGCAAGCCAGUUGGUCAGCGUAUGGCUUGAAAUCUUCCGCAAGGAAAAAGCUUCUAAUGGUGGAUUGAAGUUUUCAAGACACGCAACUAGUGCAGAUUUAUCAAAGAGAAAAUCUCUAAAAGAUUCAACCUCAGGAAAGCCACCUCUGACUAUGCAUCAUGGUGCUUUUGACAAUAAAGGAGGUUUGCUGGCUUCUGCAUCUGCUGGAAGUAGUUCACCUUCCAUUGCAAAUGUGAAGAAAUUGCACAGCAAACAAGUAAGACAACAGGAGGCAAAUGACUCGAGGCAUAGCGUCAAUUCCUCCAGGUCCCAAGGUUCAGUAGGGAAAGCAGUUACUAAGGAGGAGGGUAACUGUUGUGUUUUGUCCGAAGAAGAACAGGCUGCCAUUGCUGCGGCAGAAGCUGCUCGUGCUAAAGCACUGGCUGCUGCUGAGGCUUAUGCCUCAGCAGAAGCCAGGUGCAAUACACUGCUGCAGCUUCCAAAGAUACCCUCAUUCCAUAAAUUUGCUAGACGGGAGCAUUACCCAUUGAAUGAUGAAUACGAUAGUAGGAAAAAGUGGUCUGGGGGGGUUUUAGGAAGGCAAGAUUGUAUUUCAGAGAUAGAUUCUAGGAAUUGCAGAGUAAGGGACUGGUCAGUUGAUUUUUCUGCUGCUUGCGUUGACCUUGACAAUGCCAAAAUGUCAGUUGAUAACCUAUCACAGCGGAGUCAUUCAAAUGAAAUUGCCAGCCACUUGAAUUUCAGAGAACACUCAGGAGAAAGUGUUGCUUUGGACAGCAGUUUAUAUACUAAAGCAUGGAUUGACACAACUAGUGGUGUGGGGAUUAAAGACUAUCACGCCAUUGAGAGAUGGCAGUCUCAAGCAGCUGCAGCUGAUUCUUACUUUUCUAACCCAUCCAUACAUUUGAAGGACGAGGAAGAAUCAAAUGCCUGUUCAAGAUUACCCAGCUGGAAGCGUGACUGUAUGGCAAAUGAGAGCUCUGUUUCACAGGUUACUGUAAAUAGGGAUGCUUCCAAAUGUCAUACUCGAGGGGCAGAUCGCAUUAAACAGGCUGUUGUUGAUUAUGUUGCAUCACUACUUAUGCCCCUUUAUAAAGCGAGGAAACUGGAUAAGGAUGGGUACAAGUCUAUAAUGAAGAAAAGUGCAACUAAGGUGAUGGAGCAAGCCACAGAUGCCGAGAAGGCCAUGGCUGUUCAUGAAUUUCUAGAUUUUAAACGAAAGAACAAGAUCCGAUCCUUUGUGGACAAACUGAUUGAGAGAUAUAUGGCAGUGAAGCCAGAUGUAAAAUCUUAGUGUUCACAAGGCAAAAUGGCUUGCGACUUGCCGCACGUAUGUGUGAAGGACUCGGCUCGAUUUCCUUCAUUCCUCGAGUUUUGAUGGCCACGGACAUGGCCUUGGAUGAGUGUUGAAAUCUGCCAGUAUAAUCGGUCGAGAUGGUGCCACUGCAGAAGCGAAUAGCCUGUCCAAUCAAAAUCGAGUGGGCUUUAUUGCAAAUAUCUUUCCCUGGCAAACUAGACCAGAAUAUUUAUUAUGGAAUACUCCAUAAACAGGCUUUGCUACUAUAUAAACAGGUUCAAUGUCAGUUGGUUCCCCACUAUAUGACAGCAUUGGCAGGUUUGAAGAAGAUAACAGAUUGCAUUCUUCCAUUGUUUCAUUUUUCAUCGAGGUUGUCCCUGGGGUUGAAGGUUUAGGCCCUGUUUUUAUCAAGGGGUUUCUCGUUACGAGGACAUGACUUGAUCAUAUCAAUUGUUUAUUUGUACAGAUUAGGAUCGCUUUAGUGAUGACAAUCAUAUACAUCUCAAGAAUCAUUGCUACGGUUAUGCGUUUCGGAUUGAAACUAUGCAGUCUAUGAGAUGCGAAAAGUUUAAAGUUUUAAAAUGUGGGCACAUGAAGGGUAGGCUUAUAUGUUCGUAAUAGACACUGAAUAAAUAGUAUAAAAAUGUAAUUUUUUCCCUCACAAAUAAUUCAAAUGUAGAGUAAUUAUGUUCA